GUCUCAGUGUCAGCCGCUCUGCAGCAUGCAUCAGGAAACACACUUGAUCCACACUUUCUGCUCCGCGGGAUGUGAGUUCAGAUAAGCGAUCAGGAUGGUAGCAGAGGCCCAGACUGAUGUGGACAGACCGAAGCGAUGGAGGAGACAACGCCAGACCCCGCUUUUGUGGACGUGGACCAGGGUCUGACCCUGGCGUGCAUCGCAUUCCUCUGUCUGCUGCUGGUGGCAAUGAUCAUCCGCUGUGCCAAAGUCAUCAUGGACCCCUACAGUGCCAUUCCCACCUCCACCUGGGAGGAACAGCACUUGGACGACUAGCAGAUCACAUU
Molecule: messenger RNA, 326 nt
Organism: Onychostoma macrolepis
Lineage: Eukaryota; Metazoa; Chordata; Actinopteri; Cypriniformes; Cyprinidae
Product: cortexin domain-containing 1 protein
Exons: 2
Coding region: 136-315 (59 amino acids)
Source: RefSeq, a predicted model, not a curated record